Strongylocentrotus purpuratus (purple sea urchin) is the source of this 1397-nucleotide messenger RNA. RefSeq lists its product as uncharacterized. Gene Ontology annotation, cellular component: membrane. The transcript is spliced from 10 exons. Lineage: Eukaryota; Metazoa; Echinodermata; Echinoidea; Camarodonta; Strongylocentrotidae. Gene Ontology annotation, biological process: netrin-activated signaling pathway. Gene Ontology annotation, molecular function: netrin receptor activity. The record is from RefSeq and is a predicted model, not a curated record. Bases 48 to 1397 code for a protein of 449 amino acids.
UCUCUGCGACAGAAUUAUUCAACCGGCAUGAGAAGAAACUAGUUACGAUGCCCAUCACGACUGACACCAAUGCCAGAAUGCAGAUGAUUAAAAUGUCGAUUUCAGCAACUAGUACCAACCAACCAAACACCAGCAUGGCGUUCGUAGCUAUACGGACUGGAUUCUCCACCGACAUACUCUCAACCCUAGAUGAGAUGGUCCCUGGAUCAAAUACUGACCUCAGCCACACCGAAGACACUCCGAGUUACGAAUUCAUAACAAAAGAGAUAAACACUGAUCAGUACUACCAUCUUGGUCUAGCAUUGGGUUUGUCCUACCAGACACUUGACAGCAUCCAGUUCAGAAGCAGACACCAUGAGGAGGCUGGGGUUAAUACCUUAAACCCAAACGCUGCUGUCUCCAUGAUCCGCUAUUGGAAAUGCUUGCUGCAUUCCGUUUCCCUAGCAGACGAUCAUCUAAGAGAAGUGUGGAUGUCCGUGAUCGAUUCAGGAGAUUUGACCCCUGUUCUAGAACAAGGACGAAGAGCGGAAAAACCUGAAACAGAUAGUAAAGACGUCUUCGAAGAAGAGGUCCUUCGUGAAGAAUCAAGGACCGCCCCGACAGUAGGCCUUCAUGCUUUGGGGUCGGAGAUCACUCAAGGACAAUGGGGAGGGAGAGUUUAUGAAGGCCGAACCAGAACGCCUAGUAUUAGAAGUGACUCCGUAAGCAGUUUGAGCACAGUGCUAGACGAUGAGUAUCAGGUUUCGUUACAUGGCGAAGAGGUGGGAUACAUCACAAGAAGAGAGCCCAGAAGGACCAAUCGCCCUGAUGGAAGCAGAACUCAUGGAGAUUAUUUGGGGUUCAGGCAACAAAAUAUCCCCGAAGACCACGAUUACCAAGAUUGGCAGUUGGCUAUGUCAGCAAGUAAAACAAACACCCAACAAGAAGCAGAUUCCUCCGAACAAGCGAUCACUUCACCAGGCAUUGAAACAAGAUCUGAGUUGGAAUUUCCGCCAAUUUGCCAGAAAGGUGACGAUUCAACUGAUGAAGAUGAACAAUUGCAAGUACUCCACACUCUGUCUUCAGACAAAUACCACUCUGAAGGGAUCUUUGACCAAACUGGAGGAGAGCUACUGAUUCCGUCAUACGGACUCACCCUUUCCGUCCCUCCCGGUGCACUGCCAGAGGGUUCCAGUGAAACGAUAACUUUAGACGUUCUCACAGACAUCCCACCUGAAAUCACUCUGAGAGACGACGAGACAGUUGUAACAUAUGGUUUCCAGUGUCUUCCGUCAGGAUUACAGUUUGAAUCAGCAAAACCUGUCAGAUUAAAGAUGCCCCAUUGUGCCAACCUCAUUGAUCCGACAAAAGUACAGGUCGUUGUGUACUCCUUGAAUCACGGUAAAGCAAAAGCCUAA